Cicer arietinum (chickpea) is the source of this 507-nucleotide messenger RNA. NCBI's taxonomy places the organism in Eukaryota, Viridiplantae, Streptophyta, Magnoliopsida, Fabales, Fabaceae. The record is from RefSeq and is a predicted model, not a curated record.
AUGGCAAAACAACACGCAUCAAUUUUAGCUUCUGGUCAGGUAUACACAGAAACAUGCAUGACUUUUAUGAAAUCAGAAAUACGUAAAUCCAAUAUUUAUAGAGUCGAUAGUUUUGAUCGGAGCAACCAUACUUUCAUGGUCCACGAGACAGUAGUUCCAAGAGAAGGGCGACCAAUUGGUCAUUUCAGUGUAAAUCUUUCUAACAACAUCAAAUAUGAUUACUGGAGCCUUAUACCUGAUGUGUACAAGGUGGAAACAGUACUAAAAGUCUACAGUGAAGCGUUCCAACCCAUACCAAACGAAGGAUAUUGGCCACAAUAUGAAGGUGUUAAGGUACUAACGGGCCUAAAGGAAGGUAUGAGUAGAGUUGAGGUUCCUGCUUCAACAAUGAUUAUCGAUUCUACAGACAAAUUCACCACCGAUCAGGUAUUUCCCUCUCGAGAAGCUGUAUUUGAAUGGACAAAACAUAUUGGAAGGCAAAAUGGAAUUUUAAUUGUUAUCAUUUGA